CAGAUAAGACGAGGGGAACGUGACAUUUUCUCCACCACCAUGAUCCUGCACCUGAUAUAUGACAGCUUUGAUUUUAAAAGCUGGAUCAUUUUCUUUGUUGUUUUUCUGAUCAUUGCUGAAAUGAUCAAAAAUAGGACUCCAUCCAAUUACCCACCAGGACCCUGGCCUUUGCCAUUCCUGGGAACUGUCUUCACUAAAAUGGAUUUUAAGAACAUAAAUAAGUUGGCUAAAGUCUAUGGGAAGGUGUUCAGCUUAAGAGUGGGAAGCGAGAAAAUGAUAAUUGUGUCUGGAUAUAAAAUGGUAAAGGAGGCCCUCGUCACUCAGAAUGAUAGCUUCGUUUUGCGUCCACCAGUCCCUCUGUUUCACAAAGUUUACAAGGGAAUCGGUUUAACAAUGAGUAAUGGAUACAUCUGGCGGUCACAUAGGAGGUUUGCGGCUUCCCAUUUGCGGACUUUUGGAGAGGGGAAAAAAAACCUGGAGCUCGGCAUCCAGCAAGAGUGUGUCUAUCUUUGUGAUGCUUUUAAGGCAGAAAAGGAACCCUUCAACCCCAUAUUCAUUUUACACGGUGCUGUCUCUAAUACCGUUGCCUGUUUGACAUUUGGGCAACGCUUUGACUACAAUGACGAGUGGUACCAAGAAAUUCUGCGUCUUGACAACCAGUGUGUUCAAUUGGCAGGUUCUCCAAGAGUACAGCUGUAUAAUGCAUUUCCUAAGCUCCUGGACUAUUUGCCCGGCCCUCACCAAAAAGUAUUUUCUAACUAUAAGAAGAUUACACAGUCCUUGAAAGACGAGAUUAUUAAGCACAGAGAGGACUGGGACCCUGCAAACCCACGUGACUUUAUCGACAACUACCUGACUGAGAUGGAAAAGAAAAAGAGUGACCCUCAAGCUGGCUUUAACAUAGAAAGUUUAAUCAUUUCUUGCCUAGACAUAGUUGAGGCUGGGACAGAGACGGGUGCGACUACAUUACGCUGGGGUCUGCUUUUUAUGAUCAAGUUCCCAGAAAUACAGAAAAAAGUCCAGGCAGAGAUAGACAGAGUGAUUGGACAGUCACGUCAACCCUGCUUGGAUGACAGAGUUAAUAUGCCCUAUACUGAAGCUGUUUUACAUGAGAUUCAAAGAUUUGGGGAUGUUGUUCCACUUGGAUUCCCCAAACAAGCAGCUGUAGACACAAAAAUUGGGAACUACUUCAUUCCAAAGGGGACUUCUAUUACAACAAACCUGUCUUCGGUCCUGCAUGAUCCAAACGAAUGGGAAACCCCAGACACUUUCAACCCUGGACACUUCCUAGAUAAAAAUGGCCAGUUCCGGAAAAGAGAUGCCUUCCUGCCUUUUUCCGCAGGUAAAAGAGCUUGUGUCGGAGAGCUGCUGGCUCGUAAUGUGCUCUUCCUCUUCUUCACCUCUCUGCUGCAGCAGUUCACCCUCUCCAAAUGUCCAGGAGAGGAACCCAGUUUGGAGGGCGAGAUUUGGUUCACUUACGCUCCUGCUCCUUUUCGCAUUUCAGUCUCUGUACGUUAGAACAAAGUCAUUUAAACGGGACAGAAGUGUUUGUGUCUUAGAAACUGCAGCAGUGUUUCAGUGUUGUAGCAGUUUAAAUGUAAAUGUAUCAGUACAGUAGGGGAUUUACAGAUAUGUCGAUACAUAUUUCUUUAUAUCAUUUCUAUGUCUUAGGAAAUGCAACAGUAUUAAAGUGUUAGUAGAAGUUUUGAUUUUAAUGUUUAAAUCUGCAUGUAUCAGUACAGCAAGUGAUUUACAGAUAUGUCGAUAUAUAAUUCUCAUGUAAAUAAAUGACACGUGAAUUGAUUAUUUGUCACAUUAAAUAUCCCUUUGCACAGUGUCAUGCAAAAACUCUUUGAGUUACCAUUACUAAUAAACUAAAGUUUCAUA
Molecule: messenger RNA, 1887 nt
Organism: Danio rerio (zebrafish)
Lineage: Eukaryota; Metazoa; Chordata; Actinopteri; Cypriniformes; Danionidae
Gene: cyp2ad2
Product: cytochrome P450, family 2, subfamily AD, polypeptide 2
Cellular component (GO): membrane
Molecular function (GO): oxidoreductase activity, acting on paired donors, with incorporation or reduction of molecular oxygen; monooxygenase activity; heme binding
Source: RefSeq, marked validated